Messenger RNA from Torulaspora globosa, 336 nucleotides. It is a transcript of the gene SPG1, whose product is annotated as Spg1p. The record is from RefSeq and is a predicted model, not a curated record. The transcript has a single exon. NCBI's taxonomy places the organism in Eukaryota, Fungi, Ascomycota, Saccharomycetes, Saccharomycetales, Saccharomycetaceae. The coding region runs from base 1 to 336 and encodes 111 amino acids.
AUGAAAUUGAAUUCCAAAACAUACUCAGAAGUCCAGCGAGUCGCGAGACUCCCCCGAUUGCCUCUGCUCAUGCUGGGAGUCAUCUGCGGUGCCAUGGUGCCCACAAUGUACAUGAGGAAAUACCUACUGCCUCGUUUCAGGAAGGAGGAUUUGCAAGAGAUAACUGAGCCGGUCUCAGCCGGCAAUUCCAUCGCAAGACCAGUCAUGAAGCUGUGGCCAAUGUUGAAUGCCCAACAGAAGAAGGACGUCAUGCUGGCUCAGGCUCCUGUGAGACGGAUCGACGCUGAAGACCUUGAUGACGAGGGUAACCUCUUGAUGUUCUCGUCCAUCAUGUAA